Molecule: messenger RNA, 4044 nt
Organism: Suricata suricatta (meerkat)
Lineage: Eukaryota; Metazoa; Chordata; Mammalia; Carnivora; Herpestidae
Product: zinc finger protein 426-like
Exons: 7
Coding region: 588-2180 (530 amino acids)
Biological process (GO): negative regulation of transcription by RNA polymerase II
Molecular function (GO): DNA-binding transcription repressor activity, RNA polymerase II-specific
Source: RefSeq, a predicted model, not a curated record
CGUACCGGGUUCCUGCCCCAGCCGUGUCCUGGGGCCGGAUCCCGGCCUCAGUCCCAGCGCCGAGCGCGGCGGGCCACUCCUCGUCCACGCCCGAGGGAAGCCGGGUGCAGCCGUCGGAGGUGGAAGCCCCGCCCCUCGAUUCCCGGCAGGAAGCGGAAGUGGCGUCACACGCUCGCCCGCAAUCUCUUCGCCUGCUCUUCCGCGCAGCGUCGAGCACGUUGGGAUGUUGGUGAACCGGUGUGGGUUGGCUGUGAUGGGGAAGGCGUGAUCGAGAGGACAGAGGAGGGAGUUCAAGGCCGGUUUUAGUCGGAGUCACCGAUGGGGCCGCCUAAGGGCCGGGCCGCGCGGUUCUCAUCCGCCUAGACCGCCCGACAGGCCGCUGGGGCCGGCGAUGCCCUCUCGGAGCCGCUGUGGUCCUGCUGGGAGGGCGCGUCCGCGAGGUCUUCGUGGUCACUGUGCGAGCGGCCUUUGUGACGUUUCUCCCGAAGGAAAAGGGUUCUUGCUGUUGGGAGUGGCCCAGACUCCGCCUUGUUCCUCGAGGCCUCCGGGAUCCUGCCGUAGGUGGACUUCACCGUCACUCUCCCAGGAUGGCAGCCAUUGACUUGACCCAGGAUCUUCUUUCUAGGAAUCCUCCUUUCUCCCAUCCUGAGGAAAACACAGAGGUAGAAAGGAUGGUGGCUGUCUGGCCGAAAAAUUAUAAUCAGAUUGCAGUGACCUUUGAGGAUGUGGCAGUGGACUUCACCCAGGAGGAGUGGCUAUUACUGGACCUCGCUCAGAGAAACCUGCACAGAAGCGUGAUGCUGGAGAACUACCAGAACCUGGUCACAGUAGGAUAUCAACAGUCCAAACCCAGGCUGGUGGCUAGGUUGGAACAAGAAGAGUUGAGGACAGUGGAGAGAGGCGUUUUCCAAGAAUGGCAAAGUCACCAUCAAAGCAUAGAGUCACCAUCGCUCCAGGAUUUUGGGGAAGGAAAAACGGCCAGAGAAAUUCAAAAAGAAAGGACCCACCAGGGAACAGAGCUCUCUGAGAGUUCGCAGAGUGGGAGAGUCUGGAGCCAACACUUACUCCUUAAGACACACAUGAGAACUGAAAACAGAGAGGACAUUUUUGAGCACAGUCCGUAUGCCAACAGCUUCCAUCCUCUGCAGAAGGGAAGCUCUAGGAGAGAGAAGCUUUCUGAAUUGAAUCAGUGUGGCAGCGCCCCCAGCCUGACUCCACAUAGCAUGCAGGAGAGCGCCAGUCCGGCAGAGAAGUCUGUUGAAUACAGUGACUGUGGGAAGACGUUCAUUAGUCACUCCCACUUUCAGACACAUGGGGGGAUUCACAGUGGUGGAGAUAUUGAUGAAUGGAUGCCUCCAUUUCCAAAUAUUUCAGUUCCCUCAGCAGGUCCUCCUGUGUAUAUGCAAAUGCACACUGUUAGAGAACCCUAUGGAUGUAGGGAAUGUGGGAAGUGUUAUGCAAAUGUGAAAAGUCUCUAUAAACACAGCACUCGAUUUCACGCUGGAAUAAAGCCAUUUGUAUGUAGUGAAUGUGGAAAAUCUUUCUACACUUCCUCAGACCUUUAUGUACAUUUUAUGACUCACACUGGAGAGAGGCCCUAUGGAUGUAAAGACUGUGGGAAACACUUCCAGUGGCCCUCACUGCUUCGUAGUCAUGUUCAAACUCACACCGGUGAGAGGCCUUAUAAAUGUAUGCUAUGUGGGAAGGCCCUCAGUAGUUCCUCAUAUCUUAAUCGUCAUUUGAGAGUUCAUACUGGAGAGAAGCCCUUUGAAUGUCAGGAAUGUGGGAAAUGCUUCGCCUGGAUCUCAGCCUUUCGUAAACAUGUUCAAAGUCACAGUGGUGAGAAGCCCUACAAAUGUAAGGAAUGUGGGAAAGCCCUCAGCAGUUCCUCAAUUCUUAAAGCACAUUUGAGAAUUCACACUGGAGAGAGGCCAUAUAAAUGUAAGGAAUGUGGGAAAGCCUUCAUUAAUUCCUCACGACUUAAUGAACAUUUGAGAAUGCACACUGUAGACAAACUCUAUGAAUGCAAGGAAUGUGGGAAAUCCUUCCAUUUUUCCUCAAGCUUUAUUGGACAUUUAAAAAUUCACACUGGAGUAAAACCCUAUCAGUGUAAGGAAUGUGGAAAAGCUUUCGCUUGGCCCUCAUUCCUUAAAAGACAUUUACGAACUCACAGUGGCUAGAAGACCUUGGAAGUGGUGAAUGUGGGAAAUUCCAUUUGAGAAAUCACACUAGAGAGGCCCCUGAUGAUUCUAAAGAUUACGAGAAAGUCUUCACCACUUUGCAUGACUCAAUAUUUAAGUAUUUGCAUUAGAGAGAAGCCCUAUGAGGUAUGGAAUGUGGGAAAACCUGCACUAUUCCCACAUCUGUAAAUACACAUUUGAAAUCCCACUGGAAAGAAGUCCUUUGAAUGUAUGCACUGACUGGAGACCUUCACUGUUUCCUCAAGCCUAAUUUAACAUCUAAAAAUUGACACCAGAGAGAAAUUCUGUGACCCUAAAGAAUGUGAUAAAGCCUUCACAUUGUCGUCAUGGCUUCCUGAAACACCUAAAAAUUCUCCAUGGAUAGAAGACUUACAUAAUAAACAUGGGAAAGCCUCGGUUUUUCCAGUUCAUUUCAAAAACAUGAAAGAAGCCACAUUGGAGGGAUACCAUAGGAAUCUGAGGAAUGUGGAAAAGCCCACAGGAAGUGGAAACGUUCUCUUUGUUCUUCAACCCCCAUGUCCUGGAAGAACAAUUAUGUUUGUGUUUGGGAACUACUGCACCCAGCAAGUGUUUUGCUGAUUAGUUUCUCAUCCUUUUGUAUGUUGUGAAAUAGGAACUCUCAUAAAUACGGCAGGUUCUGUUAUCCUGAGGUACUUGACGUCAUCACUGGCAGCUGUGAAAGUGGCCUUUCGAUAGACAAACCUUGUUUCAAUUUUGUGUUAACACGUUCAUUAUACUUGUGGCACUUGAGCAGCCUUUGGUUAUGUUGUUGGUGGCCAUGGAGGCUGCAGCUGCUUAAUGUCACUUCCUAUGGGUCUUAAUGGAACCGGGGUAGAACAUUCCAGAUCAAGCUUAAUGAUAAGUCCUGAUCAUAAGUGACCUGGGCACAUUUGUGGUAUGUUUGUGCCUGGAUGAGAUGGGUUGCAAUGUGAUUCUCUUGGGUAUAGGUGUGGUUUUCACCUUGUUGAGCGGAUUGCAGCAUAUAAGACAUUGGCCUUAGGUGACGUCAUUAAUCAUCUCAAAGCCGAUGUGGCCUACUAGCAGAACAUGAGACUGAGUCCUUGAGCUUCAUGGUUGAGGUCAGUGCUGUAGGUUGGCCUUAUCCAACUGCUUGGACUUGUAGUAAUAGCAUUAUUAAAUACCACAUGACAUAAGUCAAAGAGGUGUGCUCCUAAUCUCUAUUAUUAGUGGAUAACAAAGUGGCAUAUUGAAGUGAAAAACUGCCAGAAGUCUUUACUUUUCAUGUUUUCUUAAUGAAAAGUUCUUAGUUUUGUGAGUCAGAUUUAUAAUUUUCUCAUGUGCCAGAUAUUUUGUUUUACCUUGUUUAUAUAUAUUCUACGAUCUCAGAGUUUUAUAUUUAUGUAAUCCAUUUGAAGUACUUUAGUAUGUGGUGUCACUAUAUGUCUGUCUUUUGCUUAGAUAUUAAAACUACCUGGACCACUUAAUUCAAUUUUUAAUGAAGAUUAGCCGAUUCUUUAGUAAGACAAUACUAUUUAAUGCAUAUACUUAAUGAGUUUCUAAAUCAUUUUUAUAGAUUAGAAUUAGAAUAUUUCAUGCAUUGGGCUUUCAACCCAUAAGGAAUGUCUCCCCUUAUAUUUGCAUGCAGAGACAUUUUGUGUAUUCUAAUCUUCAAAAAAAAAUUAGUAUUUUUUUGGUCUAUAUUUCUCUGAAAAUGAGUGAUGUUGAUCUUCUUUUCCUGUGUGUUGGCCAUUUGUCUUUUAUGGGAAAAUGUUCAGUCCUGUCAGGCGUUGAUGUCCUCACCUUCGUUUGGCCGGUGUGUUUUCCCCUUAAAGUAAUGCAGGGAAAAGUUUAUUACAGUCAAAUAACGUGCUUUUCAAAUCAA